AUGACUAAGGAGUUACGAGUCGGUGAUUGGAUUGCAAGUUUUAUCGGCGGUAACGGAGUCAUCUUUUCCGGCAACCAAAGGCAAUCAAAGUUUACGAACCGACAGGAGGCUAUUCGUAUCAAGGCGAUAUUCAAGGUUCAUGGAAUACUGGAAGCUUUAGAAUCGGGCAAAAAGGAGGCAAUACCCAAAGAGCUCGUGUUUCAAGUAGCUCAGUUUCAGACUGCAAAGAAAAUCUGGGAAGCGUUGAAGACACGGUAUGUUGGGGUUGAACGAGUUCGAGAGGCAAAGAUUGAACAACUGGAGAUAGAGUUUGGAUCUUUAAGGAUGAAAGAAACAAAGUCGAUUGAUUCUUUCGUGGGCAGAAUAAGUCAGUUGGUGACCAAAGCAGCCAGUUUGGGAACCAUCUACGAAGACAAGAAGCUUACCAGAAAAUUGUUAGGCUCAGUUCCAUGGAAUUAUGUUCUAAUUGUAGCUUCAAUUGAACAAUUCGCAGAUUUGAAGACCAUGACGUUUCAGGAUGCAAUCAGUAGAUUGAAGACGUUCGAAGACAGGAUUAAGGAUAUCGAGUGUUUAGUAGAAAAUCAAGAGUGUCCGGAUCGUAUGAAGAAACAAGAUGAAGCUAACUUAGCUAAAACCGAUGAUUUUGAUCCAUCAUUGUUUAUGAUGAGAUGUGAUCAAGAUACGGUUUUUCUAAAUGAAGAAUGGGUGAUUCCAAACCGUUUUGAGACCGAUCCAAUGGAGAAAGACAUUUGGUAUCUCAACAAUGGAGCAUCGAAUCACAUGACGGGUAAUCGAGCUUAUUUCUUUGAACUGAAUAAAGGUGUCAUGGGAAAGAUGAAAUUUGGAGACGGAUCUUGUAUUGAUAUACGGGGAAAGAGAUCGGUAUUACUUGAAGGGAAGACGAGAUAG
Messenger RNA from Helianthus annuus (common sunflower), 909 nucleotides. RefSeq lists its product as uncharacterized. Lineage: Eukaryota; Viridiplantae; Streptophyta; Magnoliopsida; Asterales; Asteraceae. The record is from RefSeq and is a predicted model, not a curated record. Bases 1 to 909 code for a protein of 302 amino acids. The transcript has 4 exons.